AUGCUCAAGUCUCUGACGACCUUGUCUCUCUUAGUCGCUACCUCAGUAGGCUUACCAACUAGACACUCCAAGCGCAGUGAUCGCAAUGCCGGCUUGACCUGGAUCUCAAAAGAUUCCAGUCUGCCCAAGAUCGUGCUCUACAACACUGGUGAUGGUACAAUCCUCGCUGGUUCGCCCAAUGGUAGACUGGACACUACCAACUAUGGUGGUCCCAUCGGCGGUCUUACUCCCGAGACACUCAUAGAGAGUGCCCGCGAAGUUCUAGAUAUUGCUCAGAUUGCUGUCGUGAACAUUACUACAGAAGGCUCUGGCGGAGCUGGUAGUGUCAAUGCAGAUCCCGAUCGUUUCCUGAGUAUCUCUAUGGAUGCUCAUAAGCGUCUCUGCAGUGAGGGUUCGGAUAUUGUUGGGGCUGUCAUGGUUCAUGGUACUAACACAUUGGCUGAUACUGCUUUUGGCGUUGAUCUCACACUCAACUGUUCCAAGCCCUUCGUCGCAACAGGUGCCAUGCGCCCCAACUCUGCUCUCUCAGCCGAUGGCCCCUUCAACUUCUACGACGCUGUUCGAACUGCUAUCCACCCCGAAGCUCGAGACCGCGGAGCUAUGGUUGCUUUGAACGAUCAUCUUGUAUCGGCAUUCUACGCUACCAAGACCAAUGGCAAUACCGUUUCAACUUUUGUAGCGCCCGAUAAGGGGUAUAUCGCACAGUUCAUGUCUGGACAGCCGUACUUCUUUUACUCUCCUGCUCUGCCUAAAGCGAGGAACUACUUUGGCCCAUUCAAGCUUGCUUUGCCUUUACCCAAGGGCUUCGACGCGGAUCUUCUUUAUGCUGCGGCUAAAGACGGCACCAGGGGCAUUGUGAUCAUGGGUGCCGGUCCCGGUGCUCUCAGUGAUGCUGCUAUAAAGGCAGCCGAAGAUCUACACAACCAGGGCGUUGUCACCGUCGCUUCGUUCCGCCCCUAUUUUGGACUGGCAGUUCCAACCCCCCAGACGGAGAAGAUUAUCAGCUCUGGAGUCCUGCGUGGAGAAAAUGCCCGCAUCCAGCUUCAGCUUGCUCUCGGUGCAGGCUACGACUUUGAUGGGAUUCAGAAGCUUUUUGGGGAUGAUGUUAGAACAGCUAUUUAUAACGAGGCCACAGCGUUCUUUAAUGGCAAAAUGCUGUGA
Fusarium coffeatum is the source of this 1161-nucleotide messenger RNA. RefSeq lists its product as uncharacterized. The record is from RefSeq and is a predicted model, not a curated record. Gene Ontology annotation, molecular function: asparaginase activity. Lineage: Eukaryota; Fungi; Ascomycota; Sordariomycetes; Hypocreales; Nectriaceae. The transcript has 6 exons. The coding region runs from base 1 to 1161 and encodes 386 amino acids.